GCUCUUAUCCAGAGCGACUUACAGUUUAGUGAGUGCAUACAUUAUUUUUUAUUUUAUUUUUCUUACAUUGAAUAAUAUCAGUGAAAUAGGAAAACACUUUUAUCGCCAGGCCUCUUUGAUAGCUUGCCGUAGAGCCUUAUUUUCUCAGUCCUUUUGCACGAAAACUACCAGUGAUUCUACAGCCAUGGAUCUCAGUGGCAUGCGAAAAAAAUACAAAGGAGACGAAGAGUGCUUUGAAGAGAAUCAGCUUGUUUCUCUGGACCCCAUCAAGCAGUUUGGAGAUUGGUUUGAUCAAGCCACAAAGUGUCCUGAAAUUGGAGAGCCCAAUGCAAUGUGCAUUGCCACAUCUACCAAAGAUGGACGUCCAUCUGCUCGUAUGGUCUUGUUAAAAGGCUACAGUAAUGAAGGCUUCCGUUUCUUUACCAACUACGAGAGCCGGAAAGGUGGAGAGUUGGAGAGCAACCCUUACGCAUGUCUGUGCUUUUACUGGGAGCCCAUCAACCGGCAGAUCCGUAUCGAGGGCAACGUGGAGAGAAUCCCCUUCCAGAGCUCCUGUGACUACUUCCACUCCCGGCCCAAGAGUAGCCAGAUCGGAGCCGUUGUGAGCAGGCAAAGCACUGCAGUCCCUGACAGAAAUUACCUGAGACAGAAAAAUGCAGAGCUGGAAGAAAAGUACAAGGAUACAGAUGUCCCCAUGCCCGACUACUGGGGAGGCUAUAUCGUCAAGCCUUACUUGAUAGAGUUCUGGCAGGGUCAGACCAACAGGCUACAUGACCGCAUCGUCUUCACACGGCCGAAAAAUGGAGAGAGUGUUCUAGAAGAGUAUGAACAUAAUGCUGAGGCGGGCUGGGUCUACCAGAGGCUAUCCCCUUGAGGUCAGUUACAUUAGGGGAAAUGGAGGCAAGGCUGGAGAUUGGGCCCACCGUACAACUCACUCAUGAUGUCAUCAUCAAUCAAACGACCACCAUCAUCUCAAUGCAGUAGGAGCCUCUCAUGUUGAAUGGAAGACCUAUUGAUGUUGAAUAACUACGUGUUAUAGGAUGUGUGUCUUAACAAGCUAUAAUUUGCUGUUCUUUUCAGGUGUUCUUGUUUAAUACCAAAUCAAGGAGAACGUUUCUGGUUGGUUAGGAAGCCUGAUUGCCUGUUGUCUCCAGGGCAACAAUGGGAAAUUAUUAACGUGAAGCGACUAUACUGUCUAGCACAGACCUGUGACGUAAGGUUUUCCAAAUCUCAAUAUGCUGUAUGACACACUUUACAUUCCCUGACGCUUGAAGUGCAAAGUCUGUCUAGUACAGUAGUCAAUGUUAGAUAAUGAUUGACAGUAAAUCGGUAAUCCAAUGAUCAUGCGUUUCCGCAGACCUCAACAACCUCUAGAAAAUCUGUACUUGUAAAAAGCACAAUCUCCAGUACUGUCUGUCUGUUAAUUAACAUUUGUACAUGAGUUCCACUGUAUUGGAGCAGGGUUACAUGUUCUGUCUAGCUGCUAAUAUGUCUUCUAAUGGCUCAAAUCCACAGCAGUUUCUCUGUCAUAAUGUAAUACUCAUUGCCUAUUAGGCGGAAGUCCCUGUGUUGAAUUUGUUAUGGAUUGAUUGUCAUGUCUGUGGCUCAAACUACCUUUUAAUAUAGUUCAAUUAAGAUUAGAAGAGUUUAUGCGAGUUCAUUUGUGCCAAGGUAAUGAUGUGUAUAAAGUCAGUCAUGUCUGAGAAUGAGCUUGGAUGUUAACUUGUUUUUCAUGGUGUGUGAAGACCUCUGCAUUCAUGGCACUUCUGAAUUGUGAUAAUCUAAAUGGAUCUGAAAAAUCAUGUUGAAUUUGUAACUGAAUACUCAGUGCUUUUUCUGGCCAAAAGAUGUCAGUGUUGUAUCAAAAGCUACAUUUGACCUUCCUGUAAGUAUAUUGCCAUAUUUGAUAUGUUUUUCAAUCAACUUUAUUAUAUGCAGACCUUUUUAGCAUGUUAGAUGAAACAGAACUGUAUAUAAAUAAUCACGAUCACAUUAUA
This is a messenger RNA of Coregonus clupeaformis (lake whitefish), 1997 nucleotides long. RefSeq names its product pyridoxamine 5'-phosphate oxidase (gene pnpo). Gene Ontology annotation, molecular function: FMN binding; pyridoxamine phosphate oxidase activity. Gene Ontology annotation, biological process: pyridoxine biosynthetic process; pyridoxal 5'-phosphate biosynthetic process. The transcript is spliced from 7 exons. The record is from RefSeq and is a predicted model, not a curated record. Lineage: Eukaryota; Metazoa; Chordata; Actinopteri; Salmoniformes; Salmonidae. The coding region runs from base 185 to 874 and encodes 229 amino acids.